GUGCUCGUUGAUAUAAAAAUACAUGACCAACUUUUUUUUUUCUUUUUUUAUUCUUUUUUUCAUAACAUUCUAUUGUUUAAAUCAUGUUGACAGCUUCUACUAUUGCUUCUUUACCCAAACAAACCAUGGUCAACAUGGGUAUUGAAACACCUAUGGCCAAAAACAAAGAAGAUAUUUUAUUGGAACCAUUUCAAUAUCUAUGUGCUUAUCCUGGUAAAGAUGUCCGUGCAAAAAUGAUUGAUGCAUUUGAUGCUUGGUUACAUGUACCAAAAGAUAAAUUAGUCGUCAUCACCAAAGUAAUAGAAAUGUUACAUAGUGCUAGUUUAUUAAUUGAUGAUGUUGAAGAUGAUUCAGCUUUAAGAAGAGGUGUACCAGCAGCCCAUCACCUUUAUGGUGUACCUCAAACUAUCAAUUGUGCCAAUUAUGUCUAUUUUUUAGCUUUAUCUGAACUUGUCAAAUUGAAUAAUCCCAAUAUGGUGAAAAUUUAUACUGAUGAAUUACUCAAUCUUCAUCGUGGUCAAGGUAUGGAAUUAUUUUGGAGAGAUACUUUGACUUGUCCUACUGAAGCUGAAUUCCUUGAAAUGGUCGAUAAUAAAACUGGUGGCUUGUUACGCUUAGCUGUCAAGUUGAUGCAGGAAGCCAGUGAUGAAGACAUGGAUUGUACGGGACUAGUGCAAAAGAUUGGGAUUCAUUUCCAAGUACGAGAUGAUUAUAUGAACCUUCAAUCCAAUACGUAUACUGACAACAAAGGAUUUUGUGAAGAUUUGACAGAGGGUAAAUUUUCAUUCCCUGUCAUUCAUGGUAUUCGUAGUGAUCCCAACAAUCGUCAACUCUUAAAUAUUUUACGUCAACGCAGUGAAUCAGUGGAAUUAAAACAAUUUGCCUUGCAACUUUUGGAAAAAACAAAUACUUUUGAUUAUUGUCGUCGAUUCUUGAUGGAUAUGGAAAAUCAAAUGAGGGAUGAUAUCAAGGCUCUUGGUGGUAAUCCUAAACUUGAAAAAAUUGUCUCUAUGCUUAGCGUACCUUUAUAAUUGUCACAUUAUGAAUAAAAAAAUUUAUUUAUUAUUCAACUUG
This is a messenger RNA of Halteromyces radiatus, 1074 nucleotides long. RefSeq names its product geranylgeranyl pyrophosphate synthase. Gene Ontology annotation, biological process: isoprenoid biosynthetic process. The coding region runs from base 84 to 1031 and encodes 315 amino acids. Lineage: Eukaryota; Fungi; Mucoromycota; Mucoromycetes; Mucorales; Cunninghamellaceae. The record is from RefSeq and is a predicted model, not a curated record. The transcript is spliced from 6 exons. Gene Ontology annotation, molecular function: prenyltransferase activity.